GGUGGCGGUGAUGGCGGUUCAACGGGCGUAAAUUGGGGUGGUAAUCAGGGAGGCCAAGGAGGUUUCGGCGGCCAAAGUGGAGGAAGUCAGCAAGGCGGCGACUGGGGCGGACAGAGCGGAGGAGGACAGCAAGGUGGAAGUUGGGGAGGCAGCGGCUCAGGUGCGAAUGCUCCGGAGGUUCAGGAGGAUGGGGACGCGAAGGUGAUGGCCAAGGAGGCUGGAGCGGAAGCGACCGAGGAGGCGGCAGCAGUGGUUCAGGAGGUUGGGGAGGCGACCGAGGAACCAGUGGUGGAUCAGGUUCGUUAA
Molecule: messenger RNA, 306 nt
Organism: Ostertagia ostertagi
Lineage: Eukaryota; Metazoa; Nematoda; Chromadorea; Rhabditida; Trichostrongylidae
Source: the annotation of a GenBank genome assembly